Molecule: messenger RNA, 1023 nt
Organism: Emiliania huxleyi CCMP1516
Lineage: Eukaryota; Haptophyta; Isochrysidales; Noelaerhabdaceae
Exons: 3
Coding region: 1-1023 (340 amino acids)
Biological process (GO): transmembrane transport
Molecular function (GO): transmembrane transporter activity
Source: RefSeq, a predicted model, not a curated record
AUGUUGAGUGGCGCGCUACUGCAGCCGCUCCUUCCGUCUCAAUUGAAGAGCCAGCAGCUCGGGCCAGCGCUAUACGGUACACUGCAGAGCUUGUGCAACGCCUGCGGCUUCAGCAUAGCGUUUGGCGCGGUCGCGGACCGUCAUGGCCCAAAGCGUGCGAUGCUCAUGUCUACAUUGCUCUCUGUCUGCUCCACUCUAUGCUACCUGCUGCGCGGGAGCGGCCUAUGGCUUCCCUGCACCGGCCGUGUGCUGGCUGAGGUGGCCAAAGGGUCGCUCCAGCCGCCGGUGAAGCUGCUCGCGACGCGACACGGCACUGCGGCCGCGGCGGUGGGCCAGACGUUCGGCGCCCUCGGGCUCGGCUUCUCGGUUGGUAAUGCCAUCGGAGGUAGGUUGAGCACCGGAGGCUUGACUGCGCCACUCGGGCUUGCCUCCCUCUGCGCGACGGCCAAUAUUCUCCUCGUCGCAGCUUGUCUACCUCACGUCGACCCCGCCGCGGCCGUCACGGCCCAGCGGUUCGGGUACACCUCGCUAGAGCAAGGCUACCUGCUUGCGCUCGUGGGGUGGGAAUUUGGCGUCUCGAACCUGCUGCUCGUCCCGAGUCUCGUGCAGCAGCAGCGGCUGAGCCGGCGGAGGCUGCUGCACGCCGCGCUCGGCUUGAUCGCGCUGGUCUUCGUCUGCUGCUUCCUGCCAAUCACGCUCGGGGUGGGCUGCGUGCUCACGUUGCUCACCGCUCUCCUCGGCGAGGCGUGCCCCGCGGAGUGCCGCGGAUCGCUGCUCGGCAUCGGCGACUCUGCUUGGUCGCUCUCGCCGGCGUGCUCAUGCCGGCGGCAGCUCUACGAACGGCUCGGCGCCACCGCGCCGGCGCUCGGCUCGAGCCUGCUCUGCCUCGUCGGAAUGACGGCGGCUUGGAACACAUCGAUGCCCAGCAGGACAAGCGGAAAGAGGCAUAGAGCUAGGCGAGACGAGAAACGGGAGGCCGAGCUGACGCCCGAGCUUCUCGUGUGCUUGCGUGCGGUACCAUGA